CGGAUCUUCUACCCAGCCCCACGCGACCCGCAACCGGGCGUAUAUCAGCGCGCGACGGGCCAGACGCGGAGGCGCACGCCGCGCUCGGAUCUCGGCCAUCAGCAGUUCAGCAACCAGCAUCCGCCGGAGAAGAACGAACCGCGGAUUCGUCACCGCCAGAGAGAGCCAAGACAAGAUGGUGGCCAAUGGUGAUGCACCAGCCAGGGGGACUGCAGCAGCAGCUGCAAGCUUGCGCAGGCGUAGAACGACGACGAGCGGUGCCUCCGCUGGAGGUGGUGCCAGUUCAAUGCUCCAGUUCUACACCGAUGAGGCUGCAGGGCGCAAGAUGUCGCCGAAUACAGUUCUGAUCAUGAGCAUAGGGUUCAUUGCCAUCGUCGCUAUGCUGCAUGUUUUCGGGAAGCUGUACCGCACCUCCAACUAGGUUGAGAUUACCGUAUCCAAGAAAGCAGAGUCUAUGAACAGAAGGAGCCUUGUAGAAUGAUUUAAGUGGACAAUGACUAUCAGAUUCUGAACAGGUUUUGCUAUUAUAGAGGUUUAUGGAAGUUGCAAUGCUGAGCUGAUAUCGUCGAAUACUUGCAAGGUGCACCUUUGGCAUUCUCCCAUUCGUGUACCGAGUCGAUUUCAGCUUAAUGCAUGGCCAAUGGAUCGGAUCUAUUUCAGUCUCAA
This is a messenger RNA of Phragmites australis (common reed), 666 nucleotides long. Its product is annotated as protein transport protein Sec61 subunit beta-like. The coding region runs from base 176 to 421 and encodes 81 amino acids. Lineage: Eukaryota; Viridiplantae; Streptophyta; Magnoliopsida; Poales; Poaceae. The record is from RefSeq and is a predicted model, not a curated record. The transcript is spliced from 2 exons. Gene Ontology annotation, biological process: intracellular protein transport. Gene Ontology annotation, cellular component: endoplasmic reticulum membrane; Sec61 translocon complex.